Molecule: messenger RNA, 219 nt
Organism: Oppiella nova
Lineage: Eukaryota; Metazoa; Arthropoda; Arachnida; Sarcoptiformes; Oppiidae
Source: the annotation of a GenBank genome assembly
AUGCCAUUUUUCGUAGAGUCCGAGGGUAUGGCUGUCUGUCUUAUUCUCAAUAAGAUUACGCCCGAGAAGUUCAAAAAGUUAAGUAAAGAGCUGUUGGCGACCUUCUGCCGACUCCUGUUGGCCAAGUGUCAGGACGAGUUCGAGAACAGACGGCGCGCCAGUGAGGCCUUCGACGACAGGGAUGGACCUCUCAGUGCUCUCGAGGAGGAGCAGCGGUCG